AUCACUGGAAUAUUAUCAGGAACUACUAGUGUUUUCUUUGCAUAUGUUGGAUUUGAUUUGGCUUCAACUGUUGCUGAAGAAUGCACGAAUCCGAAAGAGGAUUUGCCAAUUGCUAUAAUGAGCGUGGUUCCAUAUACAAUGCUUAACAACUCUGCGCCAUUAUCUGUUGCUGUUAAUUUGAUUGGAAUGAAAUGGCUAGGAAUAAUUAUGGAUAUUGGUGCAGUAAUUGGUCUAAUAUCCGUUAUUCUCGCAUUAUUGAUGGGGCAACCACGUAUUCUUUAUGCGAUGGCAAAUGAUGGAUUCCUUCCCACGGCCGCUUCAAAUGUUAAUCAUACAACUCUAAUCGGAGGUAUAAUUGCAGCUAUAUCCGCUGCAUUGUUUCCAAUAAAUGUACUUUCUGAAUUGAUGUGUGGAGGUACUCUGUUGGCUUUCUUCACUGUAAACGUAGGAGUAGCAGUCUUAAGAUUUACUGCACCAGAGUUUGAAAGAAAAUUUAAAGACCGAGUUCCAUUUUGGGUUCCAUUAUUAG
Messenger RNA from Racocetra fulgida, 529 nucleotides. Lineage: Eukaryota; Fungi; Glomeromycota; Glomeromycetes; Diversisporales; Gigasporaceae. The record is from the annotation of a GenBank genome assembly.